Messenger RNA from Geodia barretti, 1704 nucleotides. NCBI's taxonomy places the organism in Eukaryota, Metazoa, Porifera, Demospongiae, Tetractinellida, Geodiidae. The record is from the annotation of a GenBank genome assembly.
GUCGCGAUGGCACUGGCUGGCGACACAGAAUGGAACGAAGAAGAAGCGCAAAAGAGAGCCAUAAGAGCUAUUACUACUCAAGCGGUUCGAGCGAAGAGGAGGGAGAUCAUCAGGCAAAUCAGAAAGAUCCAGCCACAGGCGGGGAAGAACCUGAAGGACGUGGAGGUCCCCCAGUCCCUCUUUCAGCUGGCGAGGGACAUCGUCCGCGACCCAGAAGCAAGUCUCAGGUUCAACAAAGUGGCCGUGUACGAGCUACUGCUGGGAGACCUCGCCAGACGGAGACGAGAAUCGGCCAACUCUGGCGGCGUGACGCUACUAGACAAGGCCGUGCCUGUGUUGGAUGGAUGGAAGCUGGCGAGCAUAUCUCUCGUCCGUUACGCUCUCAACCUCGUCCUGGCUCCUAACAGAGCCGAGUUCAAGAAGAUGAAAUUGUCGACUUCCUUCUACGUGUACAACAUCUCCCGUCACCUCCACCACGCAGAGGAGGCGUUCAAAGCCAUGGGCUACAGGGCGACUGACAAGAAGGAGAAGAAAGAGACCCAGGAUCUGGUCUACGAUGGAGAUGUGAAACUUCCACUGGUCCUGGAGACUGCCACCGACCUGCUGGUGAUGCAUGAGGAGGUCGUUCACCUCCAGGAGGCUGUAACCACGCUGCUAAACAGGGGGAGAUGGGAGGUUCCACUUGAGAACAUUGUCCAAAAUAGACGUCUACAGUUCGUUAGAGCUCAGCAGGGAAGUGGGAUUGCCCCAUCUGGCUCUCCACAUCCCAACCCACCUCCUUCCCCACACUUCGACCUUCAGAAUCCUCCUCCCCCACACUUCAACCCCCUUCCUCUUCAAGGUCUACACACUGGAGGACCACUGCAAUCAACCCAUCAUACCACUCAGCACAAGAACCAUCAUUAUGCAAAUUUUCCUGUCUCACAGUUGGACACCCCUGGGUUUAGUACUCCACCAAUCCCAACUUUCAGCUCACAACAGAACGAAGCUCUCCAAGUCCAGAGGUACCAGAAGAGUAAAGGACUACCAAUAGAGAGUGCAGUACGUGAGGCAGGUCUUCUGAUAUCUGCCCUCGUGGAGACUGGCACGACCCUCGGAACAGGGUCUUAUGGCAAGGUCAUUGAGGUUCAGGUCAGGGGGCGAAGGUGCGCAGCCAAAAAGCUUCAUGGAAUUUUCACUGGGCGAGACGUGCCACCAAAGGAGAAGUCAUCGAUAACUGAGCGAUUCGAGACGGAGUGUCGCCGUGUUCUCUACCUCAGCCACCCCAACAUCAUAGAGAUGAUAGGCAUCCAUUUCGACAGGGCCACUCGACUCCCCACUCUGGUCAUGGAGCUGAUGGACACAUCUCUCUGCAAGUACCUGGAGAACAAUGCUGAAUCCUCGGUCGCACUCUCCACCAAGUACAGCAUCCUGCACGACGUGGCCAGUGGUCUGGUGUACCUACACUCCCUCCCUCCUCCCCUCGGUCCCAUAGUCCACAGGGACUUCACCGCCAACAACAUUCUACUGGCUCUGACCAGGGGAAUGGUGGCCAAGAUCGCUGACCUCGGCCAGGCAAAGAUCGAUUCAAAGUACGCGACUCGACAGCAGCAACUCAGUCAGGUCCCGGGGAAUGAUGAUCACAUGCCUCCCGAGGCCUGGUUGGACAACCCAGUCUACAAUGCUUCACUUGAUGUCUUCUCAUUUGGAGUAGUCAUGUUGCAC